Molecule: messenger RNA, 4307 nt
Organism: Oncorhynchus tshawytscha (Chinook salmon)
Lineage: Eukaryota; Metazoa; Chordata; Actinopteri; Salmoniformes; Salmonidae
Product: stress-induced-phosphoprotein 1
Exons: 15
Coding region: 199-1779 (526 amino acids)
Molecular function (GO): protein binding; RNA binding; metal ion binding
Source: RefSeq, a predicted model, not a curated record
CUGCCUCUUUAAGACGUGAGCAUUGGGUGGUACCUCCAACGAACCAAAUAUGCCGACUCAUGACGCCCAGGAAGCCCUGACCAAACCUCCCAAAUUCCCGCAGAUCUGAGACAGCUAAGGUCCCCAUGUUAUAAGCGUUUUUUACUUUGUAACAAUGUGUGUGGUUUUGUUAACGGGUAUUUGAGUCGAUAAUGCUGAAUGGUCGGUGUCAUGCGGUUCACAUGGGAUAUUUACAGGCUGUUGGGGCUUGGGAGCGAAGCCCCCAGUGCCCAGGGCCAGGAGGAGAUGGAGUGUGGCGCAGUGACCCCUGACCCCACCGAUGACGUCACACUGUCUCAGGAACAGGACAUCAGUGGGGAGGACAGUCUGAGUGAGGAGGAGAAGGCCAAACGCAGAGUGGAGCGACGCAGAGCCAAGAGGAAGCGUCAACGGGAGCGCAAGAAGCUGGAGCAGGUGAAGAUGCCUGAGAGCACCGAGCAGGAUGCUGAAGAUGAGGAUGAUGAUGGUGGUGAAUCUGAGGAGGAGGAAGCAGAGGAGAGCGAUUCUGAGCUUGAGGAGGAGGAGCAAGAAGAAGAAAAAGAGGAUAGAGCAGCCAUUCCUUGCUCCAAGGAGCCUCCCGCCCCAUCCCCAGCCCCCUCGGGGACUAAAGGACCCCAGAAGACCACUGCACGACACUCUGAAGAGGAACCGGAGUGGGAUGUGAGCAGUGCAUUCUUUGCCAACGCUGCUAGCCACAUCAGGCCAAAAGGCUGGACCAAACCUGGGCGCAAGUCCAAGGAGAAUGAGGGCAGAACCAGAGAGGUGAAUGGAACAGAUGCUGUGACUAAGAGAAGCGCCUCGUUGACAGAAAAAGGGAUCAAGCUGGUGCAGGAGGGCCAGUAUUCUCAGGCCGUCGUUAUGUUUACAGAAGCCAUCAAAUACGACCCAAAGGAUUACAGGUUCUUUGGGAACCGGUCGUACUGUUAUAGCUGUUUGGGGCAGUACCCCCAGGCCCUGUCUGAUGCUGAGAGGUCCAUCCAGCUGGCACCUGACUGGCCUAAAGGACAUUUCCGCAAGGGCAGUGCACUCAUUGGGAUGAAGCGGUACAGUGAGGCGGAGAAAGCCAUGGAACAGGUGCUAAAGCUGGAUAAAGACUGUGAGGAGGCUGUCAAUGAUCUCUUCAACUGCAAAGUCUUACAGCUUAUGGAUCUGGGUUUUGAGGAGGGGCAGAGCAUGUCUCUGCUGGAGCGAUUCACCACUCUACAGGCUGUGCUGACCUCACCUGAGGCUUCUAGGGGUGAGGACACACACCACUGUGCAGGCCGUGCCAGUGUGGUGAGCCAGGAUUCCUCAUUGGGCUUGCCAGGGGCCCCGUGUGUGUCUCUCUGGGUGGGGAACGUGACCGCUGAGCUGACUGAGAAACACCUGUUGGACCUCUUUAAAACUUAUGGGGAGAUAGACAGCAUACGAGUUCUCCACGAGCGGUUCUGUGCCUUCGUCAACUUCAAGAAUGCCAACAUGGCAUCGCGGGCCAUGGAGAAACUCAACGGCUACAGUAUAGAGAACACAAGGUUGGUGGUUCGCUACCCAGACCAUCGCAGCCAGAGGCUUCUGCCCAUCCCCCUCAAGACCAGCCCCCUUGCAUUGCAACAGACAGCUGCUGGUCCCAGACGUUGUGGCCCAGUGAACGGAGACGAGUGUUACUUCUGGAGGACCACCGGCUGCCAUUUUGGGGACAAGUGUCGCUACAAACACAUUGCUGAACAGAGUGGCAAAGACAGGAAGCCCUGGCAGCCCUGAGCACCGUUUCAAAUUGAAUACAUUUUUAUUUGUCACCUGAACCCAAUACAACUGGUGUAGACUUUACCGUGAAAUGUUUCCUCCUCAAUUCUGACCUUCUAUAAAAUUGGGACCCCGUUAUGACGAUGGACUCAAUAUUAAAUGGACAGUGUAGGACUGUUGUUGUGAUGGAGUAGAAUGUUCAGACUAAUAAAAAUGGAGGACAGCAUAAGGAGUGCUAUAAUAGAAGAGCAUUAGGACUGUAAUAAUGGACCAGAAGACAUCAGCAGUCCCCCUUGACCACAGCUGGGCCUUUAGGCUUUGCAUGGCAACGAACCUCAACACCUUGAAGCCUUAAAACCUUGCUAGCCUUACAGCUAGUCCUACGGCUGGCAUCAGUUAUCCCUAUGGCUAACAUCAGUACUAUUGCUGUCUGGGGUUUGUGGCAUAGGGAACUGGGCUCUCCACCUCAUCCUCAUCUCCCAUCCAUGUCUCUCUCUUCCCAUGCCAAUACCACCAGACCAGAACGGACCAGGCCCGGCCUUGCUCUCCACACCAAAGGACAACCAAUAACCACCCGGACCACCACACCAAAGAACCAGCAGCCAUCCAGCCUGCAGCAGAUUCAACCUGAUGUUUCAGUUCAUCCCUAAGAAAGAGGUUCCUCCCUUCCACUCUGCCUUGGUGCUAAGUAACAUGCCUCCUAAAAUGGUCAUGUUAGUUAGGCACCAAAUGGAAAUAAAUCGACUGAAACAGAGAGCGACUACAUGUAUUUCUCCAAUAUGAAACACAAAUUUUCCUUUGCCACACAUUUUCAAACGUUUUCCUUGUCAUGCCCUAAUGAACAUGUCCCAGGGCUUGCAAUACAGUGGGCUAUGGGCUCUGUGCUAUUGGCUUUAGCUAAAUGGGCCAUUGCAAUGUGUGAGUGGAGCAGAGAGAUGUACAACCAAUUUAACAGAGAACCUUGUUUUUCAAUGUAUUAACCCAUGUUUCAUUUUACCACUGUACCUGAUGGCAAACAGCUUAAAUGCACACUCCAAAUCUGUUGGGUGAUUUUGACACAGAACUGACACCAACUUUUUUCUAUGUUAGGGUUUGUUUAAAGUUUAGUUCGCCAGCCCUUAAAAUAUCUGGAAAAUAAGCAUCUUGUUUGUAAAAUGAACCAAAUAUGUUUUUUGCUCUGUUUCAAUCUACCCUCUCUAGACCUUGCACCUUCUCAAUGUGUCCCAUUAAAGGAAAGUGUCACUGAAUGUCUGUAGGCAAGACCGAAGCUUGAGGGUACAUCUCAGCAGUCUAAAGUUGCUAGCUGAAGCUAUGUAAGACCAAGCUAGCUGCGUCUUUGGUUUAUAGCUGUCUGAUUUUACUAAUGGUACAGUAGGAGGUUGGUUUUCAGGAAUGGGUUCACCACUUUGCAGUAAAAGCCCUCUUAGGCUCUUCUCACACUAUCGUUUGUCCCUGCAGCGUUAGGCUGUCAUUCUGUCCCUCUGUCAUUUUUAAGCUGUCAAGAGCUGUCCGAGUGAGGGUGACAGUCAACUCAGUAGGGGAGAGGCUUUGGACACGGAACUACACCUACUUUCCCAUUUGUGUGUUCCUCUUCAGAUUUUCACCAUUCUGUAGACCCAAGGCUUCCAUUCAGUAUUUAGUCUGAACCAAAGAAUGCUUGUAGACAACCAAAGGCUGUCUGCACUGGCAAUACGUGUAAGCUGUUUCUUUAUUCUGUCACUCAAGCCUUCAAAUGCAAAUGGGUAACUUCUCCGAGACCCAGUGACUCAAAACAAGCCUCUCGUGGUGAGGAGCUGUAGCUGCCACUAGAAAUGGAAUAGUUAUUAUUCUUAGUCCACACUACUCUAUAUCUCAAACUGUGUGUACAGACGAGUGCAGGCUAUUUAUUUGCGUAUUUAUAUGUAUAUUUGCUUUACCUGUGAGACCAUAGUGGUUGGUUGGUAUAUGAUUUAAAUGAUGACUUACCAGACGCUAGAACUUUCUGGGCCGGUUUGUAGUAGUACAAUGGAUAUUCUCCAUUGAAGUGAUUUUUAGUCCAGGACUAAGCUUAGUCUGGGAAAUCAGCCCGAUCUGUUUAGUAACUGUUGAGAGAAAGAAUUGUUAUUAAAUGUGGUGGGAGUUUCUGCUUUUUUUGUGGUUGCCUGGUUUUUGGCCUCGUAGAGAUUGGUCAAAGAAAUCAGAACUUCAUAUUAGGAUAAAGUCACAUGAGAAAACACUAUACUAUUAUCUUUAAAAGACUCGCAGAAGUGUGUUUUCUUAGUUCAGUGAUCCCAAGUACACAGUUUUCACUAAUUUGGGCAAAUGCAUGUUUUAUGAGUUUGAUAGAAAUUAAUAAUAAAGUAUUUAUGUGCGAAGCCCAGUUUUAGUAUGAGUCCAUUUCUCUCUAGUCCCAAUUUCAGGAGAAAGUGUUUUUUAAUGACUAUGUACUCCCCAAAACUUUUAACUCAAGCAAUGUAAUCUCUGUUCAUUCCAAAUUGACAAAAUAUUUUAAAUGUGUGAAAGUCUGCCAAAGAGUCCUUUUGUACAUAAUAUAUUCAUUCAAAUAA